This is a messenger RNA of Cydia pomonella (codling moth), 471 nucleotides long. RefSeq names its product chorion class CA protein ERA.1-like. Bases 84 to 395 code for a protein of 103 amino acids. The record is from RefSeq and is a predicted model, not a curated record. Lineage: Eukaryota; Metazoa; Arthropoda; Insecta; Lepidoptera; Tortricidae. The transcript has 2 exons.
CUUUGCAAUAUUAUAAGUAUAAAAGUGGUUCUUAAACUAAAAUAACCAUUCUAGCUUCUAUUACAGAAGAAACCACAUUUAAAAUGUCCCGCUUUGCUGUUCUCCUGUUGUGCGUUCAGGCUUUCCUGAUCCAAACUGCUUUUAGCCAGCAAUGUGGCUGCAAUCAAAACUACGGCCAAUAUAGUUCCACAGUUAGCGCACCCAUCAGCUACGCCGCGUCGUACGGCGGCUCGGGCACCGGGCAGGUCGGCGUGUCCGGCAACAUCGACGCAAGCGGCCAGACCGCCGUCGUCGGCUCGGUGCCCGUGCUCGGCUCCGUCGAUUUCGGCGGCAAGGUGCCCGCGUCCGGCUCCGUGUCCAUCUCCGGACAGUGCGGAUGCGGCUGCAAAGCUUAAUUAUUUUUUGGCAAGGAAGAACAGAUAAAGUCGCAAGGAUGUUUUUUAUAAUAAAAAGUACAAAAUAAUUUGCUAA